AAUUCAAUUCAAUCACAUAAUUAAGCAACUUAGAUUCUCAUGAAUAUUUUCCUUUCAUCUUUUGGCGACUACUCAGAUUCUUCUUCUUCUUCAGAAACAAGUUCUUCAGAAGUGAUUUUGGCAUCUGCAAGACCAAAGAAGAGAGCAGGGAGAAGAGUGUUUAAGGAGACAAGACAUCCAGUGUACCGAGGAGUACGAAGAAGGAACAAUAACAAGUGGGUUUGUGAGAUGAGAGUUCCUAAUAUUAACGUUAACAAAAACAAUAAGUCAAGGAUUUGGCUUGGAACAUAUCCAACUCCUGAAAUGGCUGCACGUGCACAUGAUGUUGCUGCACUUACUCUUAAAGGAAAAUCAGCUUGUCUUAAUUUUGCUGACUCUGCAUGGCGGUUGACGUUGCCGGAGUCAAAUGAUGCGGUGGAGAUAAGGAGAGCUGCGAUGGAGGCUGCUAAAAUGUUUGCAAUUGAAGAGAACCAUAAUCAGAGGAGUGAUAGGGAUGCUGUGGAUAUGAAUAUGGAAAAUUCUAAAAAGAAUGUGCUAGAAGUACAAGUUCCAGUUCUAUCGUCAGAAUUUGAAGACAUGCAUCAUAAUUUGCUUUUGAGUAUUGCUAAUGAGCCUUUACGUUCUAAUCCUCCUUCCCCUACAAAUUAUUAUGGUAGUAACUAUGAUGACAUGGAGAUAUUUGACACUCAGAUAGUUUCUUUGUGGAACUUCUCAAUUUGACACGCUUCACUAUUAUUGGAUGUGGAUGAUUUUGUAAAACUUUUGUUCUAGUUAGGUUUGCUAGAUAGGUACUCAUUUGUUAUAGAAAAUUGCUAAAGAGCACGACAUGCUUUUGUCGUGUAAUCCACAUUUAUAUAUAAGUGAUACAGCAAUGCUAUUUGUAGGAGACAAUUUAUAGCGAAUUUCGCAAGAAUUGCCUUCCAGCCAAUGAAAUUUCACACUUUCCGAAAAACAUGGGGUAGUGGAGUAUAAUUAUGGUUCGACUUUGAAAUAUCCAGCACUAUUUAGCCUUCGUGAUCUUCUCGGGACAGUGCUUUUCGCUCGAUUUAUGUAUAAGUAUUUUGUGUA
Medicago truncatula (barrel medic) is the source of this 1068-nucleotide messenger RNA. Its product is annotated as dehydration-responsive element-binding protein 1E. Gene Ontology annotation, biological process: regulation of DNA-templated transcription. The coding region runs from base 40 to 720 and encodes 226 amino acids. The transcript has a single exon. NCBI's taxonomy places the organism in Eukaryota, Viridiplantae, Streptophyta, Magnoliopsida, Fabales, Fabaceae. Gene Ontology annotation, molecular function: DNA binding; DNA-binding transcription factor activity. The record is from RefSeq and is a predicted model, not a curated record.